GGCAGCUGCGAGGCGUGGGGGCGGCGGCGACGGCGGCCAAGGCGGUGGCUGUGGCUGUGGCGCGGCGACGCCUGCACCUUAGUCGGGGUCAGUGCUCGUUUGGGCCCGGUUGCAGGCUUCAUGGAGGCAGCGGCAGGCGGAGGCUGCGGCUCUGGGCUGCCGCUGCUGCUGAGCGAGGGCGAGCAGCAGUGCUACUCGGAGCUCUUCGCACGCUGUGCGAGCACUGCGACCGGGGGCCCCGGGACCGGGCUCCCUGAGGCCGCCAGGGUCGUUCCAGGAGCCGCCACCGCGGCUGCUGGUCCCGUGGCUGACCUGUUCAAGGCGUCGCAGCUGCCCGCUGAGACGCUGCACCAGAUCACAGAACUGUGUGGUGCAAAGCGGGUUGGUUAUUUUGGUCCAACUCAAUUUUAUGUUGCUCUGAAAUUAAUUGCUGCGGCACAGUCUGGCCUCCCUGUGCGGAUAGAGAGUAUUAAAUGUGAAUUGCCUCUGCCUCGCUUUAUGAUGUCAAAGAAUGAUGGUGAUAUACGAUUUGGGAACCCAGCUGAGCUGCAUGGAACUAAGAUUCAAAUUCCAUACUUAAACGUGGAGAAAAAUUCCGUCAAAAGAAUGAAUGAUGAGGAGAAACAGCAGGACACACAGUCUCCCACGGUGUCACCGCUCACCUCCCCUCCUUCUUCCCCGCCUCAUUACCAGCGGGUGCCCUUGAGCCAUGGCUACAGCAAACUGCGGAGCAGCGGGGAGCAGAUGCAUGCAGCUCCAUACGAAGCAAGACAGCCGCCGCAUGUGCAGCCAGAGGGCCCCUCAUCCGGGGGCCCAGGGACCAAGCCCCUGCGGCACCAGGCUUCUCUUAUCCGGUCCUUUUCAGUGGAGAGAGAACUGCAGGAUCACAGCAGUAGUUAUCCCGACGAGCCCUGGAGGAUAACAGACGAGCAGCGGGAGUACUAUGUCAACCAGUUCCGGUCCCUGCAGCCUGACCCCACUUCCUUCAUCUCAGGUUCUGUGGCCAAAAACUUCUUCACGAAAUCAAAGCUUUCCAUUCCAGAACUCUCCUAUAUAUGGGAGCUUAGUGAUGCUGACUGUGAUGGUGCUCUGACCCUGCCCGAGUUCUGUGCUGCGUUUCAUCUCAUUGUGGCCCGGAAGAACGGCUACCCCCUGCCUGAGGGCCUGCCUCCGACUCUGCAGCCAGAGUACCUGCAAGCAGCUUUUCCUAAGCCUAAAUGGGAGUGCACAUUAUUUGAUUCUUAUUCUGAGUCAAUGCCAGCAAACCAACAGCCUCGUGACUUGAAUCGGAUGGAGAAGACAGCUAUUAAAGAAUUGGCUGACUUUCCUGCCCCUACUCAAGAUGUGACUGGUGAUGACAAACAAGCUUUGAAAAAUGCUGUCAAUGAAGCUUUACCAAAAGACGCGUCUGAGGAUUCAGCAACUCCUAAGGAUUCCAACAGUCUCAAAGCAAGACCAAGAUCCAGAUCUUACUCUAGCACUUCCAUAGAAGAGGCCAUGAAAAGGGGUGAGGACCCUCCCACCCCACCACCGCGACCACAGAAAACUCAUUCCAGAGCCUCCUCCUUGGAUCUGAAUAAAGUCUUCCAACCCAGUGUGCCAGCCACUAAGUCAGGACUGUUACCCCCACCACCUGCGCUCCCCCCGAGACCUUGUCCAUCACAGGCUGAGCAAGUAUCUGAGGCUGAGUUACUCCCACAGCUGAGCAGAGGUCCUUCACAGGCUGGAGAAAGUAGUCCAGCAAAGAAGGAUGCACCAUAUUCUCAGCCCCCUUCAAAGCCCAUUCGUAGGAAAUUCAGACCUGAGAAUCAAGCUACAGAAAACCCAGAGCCUUCUGCCAUUGUAAGUGGGCCAGCUUCGACAGCAACAGUGAAGCCUCAUCCAAUGGUCCAGAAGCAGUCUUCCAAACAGAAGAAGGCCAUUCAGACUGCCAUCCGCAAAAAUAAAGAGGCCAACGCAGUGCUGGCCCGCCUGAACAGUGAACUUCAACAGCAGCUCAAGGAAGUUCAUCAAGAACGGAUUGCAUUGGAAAAUCAAUUGGAGCAGCUUCGUCCAGUCACUGUGCUGUGACCUCCCAAGGUUCCAGUGACAGUGGGUGACCUUGUCUGCCAAGAUGUUUUCUUCAACGCUUUGAGCCCAACUACUUGUUAUAGAUGUCUGACUAUGUCAAAGCUGUGAGCAGCAGAAUAUAAUCUGUAUGACCUUUUCUGUUGCACUUCACUUGUACAUUUCAAUGUGGUAGAAAAAAUGCUUCAACUGAUUAUCACACUUGAAAUUAUAAUGAAGAUCAGUGAAAUUUAUCCCCAUUUCGAAGUACUUUCUCAAGGUGUUAGAUGCUGCUCCCUACCCUAAAUCACUCCUUUAGCAAAUACAAAUAAUUUAGAGCAUUAUUUAUUUAAAGAGUUUAUGAUUUGUACGAAAUCUUUAACCAAGUACCUACAGGAUGCUUGUUUUAUUUUUGUAUGUAUACUACAUACAUGCAGUUGGUUUCCUGAAUAAUAAGGUUUCCAACUUGAUAGUCUUUGGCAUGAUGAUAAUAAAAACAAAAGUUAAAAUGAAAAGCAUCAGAUUUUGCUUGGCACUGUGCCCUCCACCACUAUAUGCCAAAAAUUGCUUCUCUAGUGCCAUUUUAUAUUAUAUCUAGCUAUAAAUAAUACAUAAUUGUUGUUUUCUAUUGAAUGUCAAAUACUUUUGGGGUCUUUACAACUUUGUGAGUGAAGAACGUGUCAGUGAGCUAUUUAAUUUGGCUAGUAUAGCCCAUCAAUGCAGAUCACUCAGUCCUUUCAUGUCAAUUUUUGUGCAAGAAGCCAUCUACUUUAACUGUCUCAGUGAUCAAAUUAAAUAAAUAUUGCAAGAUAUCUACUUUUAUCCUGCAUGAGAUAACAUACCUAUAAAUGCAUGAGUUUGGAAGCCACCAUCAGCUGUGAAAGGCUGCUGAGACAGUUUGAAUGGAUAAAUAUUUGUUGUUUGAACCCAGGUAUACAGACUGGGGAAGAAAGGACUGGCUUUAGCAUCAAUCCAGCAAUCUCUCGUAGUUACUUUUGUCCUUAUCAUAACCCAGAUGCUGAAUGUAUUGGAGAUAAAGAAAUAAGAAAAGAAAGCAGACCUCACACUGGACAUUUGACUCUUUUGGUCUCUGUGAAGUUCACCCUGGGGAAGUAAUUGGAUUCUGUCAGGCUCAAGAUGAGCUCAGCUAACUUCAGUGCUGGUGGUGCAAAGCAGUUAGCUUAAAUUGAAGAAGCUGUUGUCCUGUAGAAAUGCAUUUAGCUGCUGUUUCCCCUAGAGCCCUAGUUGGAAUGGGGCCGGCCCUACAGAGUCAGAGGUUACUGAUUUUCCUCCCAGGGGUGUCAGCUUUAACCUCACUUUCAGAGAUCAUCAAUGUCUGGAAGUGUUGCCUUUUGUAUAUUUUACUAAUUUAGCCAUUCUUAUGAUACUAGAAUUGGGUAUAUCUAGCACUUUUAUGAAGUUUUUUUUGGAUAAGUUUGCAAUAUGUGAUAUGAAGUCUUUGGUUUCACAAGUUUAGAGCUUUUAGAAAAAGUGGGCAUUUGUUGAAUGUUUUCUUACUUCAUUGGCAAGCUUUAUCUGUUACUUGAUGGCAGAAGCAAAAGGCUUAAACACAUGAUUUUUUUUUUCAAAGAAAAGCACAAUCUAUUCCGUGCAUAUCUGAGGGUUUUGAAUCAUUGUGUGUGUGCAUAUGAGAGAGAGCCUGAAACUUGAACUGUUUCUCUGUUUCUCGGCUGUCCUUCACAUUUCUCUCUCUGUCCACGGCCGCCUUUUUUGUUCGGGUGGGGUAAGAUUGGGAAUGAGUUUAAAAAUGUCCUAAGAUCGUGAAUGGGUCAAUGCAGGUUUUCAAGUAACCUCAUUUCUCAUGUUCCGAGGUCUGGAGGCUGCAACAAAUUUGAUCAAGUCUUCUCAUUGCAGAUAUUUUACAGCAUGUUUCGUUUUUGGUACAUCCUAUCCAGGAAAGACCAGCAUAUGCACUUUACCUCAUAAUCUCCUGGAACAUAUGUACUCACUCAGAAUAGCACUUCAUAUCUGCUAGCCAGACAUAUGAACUAAGGAAUGUUAGUCUAUACUAUGCAUUUAAAAAUAUUGAUGUGCUGUUUUCCCAUGAAGCCAGUGACAAAGUGAGCCAAAUUAGGAGG
Messenger RNA from Ochotona princeps (American pika), 4145 nucleotides. It is a transcript of the gene REPS2, whose product is annotated as RALBP1 associated Eps domain containing 2. Gene Ontology annotation, biological process: endocytosis; endosomal transport. Gene Ontology annotation, molecular function: calcium ion binding; protein binding. The transcript has 18 exons. The record is from RefSeq and is a predicted model, not a curated record. NCBI's taxonomy places the organism in Eukaryota, Metazoa, Chordata, Mammalia, Lagomorpha, Ochotonidae. Bases 121 to 2070 code for a protein of 649 amino acids. Gene Ontology annotation, cellular component: plasma membrane; cytoplasm.